Messenger RNA from Rhodofomes roseus, 1692 nucleotides. Its product is annotated as AAA-domain-containing protein. Gene Ontology annotation, biological process: endosomal transport; vacuole organization. The transcript is spliced from 8 exons. The record is from RefSeq and is a predicted model, not a curated record. Gene Ontology annotation, molecular function: ATP hydrolysis activity; ATP binding. Bases 66 to 1376 code for a protein of 436 amino acids. Lineage: Eukaryota; Fungi; Basidiomycota; Agaricomycetes; Polyporales; Fomitopsidaceae.
AACAAUGAUGCCCGGUUACAACGACCUCAUUUACUGCCACUGGCGACGCUGCGUGUUCGGAAAGGAUGUCCCAGAAUUUAGACCGUGCCAUUGAGAUCGUGCAGCGCGCGAUCGAGGAGGAUACCAAGCAGAACUACACGGAGGCCUACAAGCAGUACCAGAAUGCACUGGACUACUUCAUGCUCGCGCUGAAAUAUGAGAGGAACGAGAAGUCGAAGCAGCUCAUCCGGUCGAAGGUCGCCGAGUAUCUCGCGCGCGCAGAGGUGCUGAAGGAGCACCUCUCACAGACACAAGAGAAGCGGGCGAAGAAGGCGAUAGGCGUGAAUGGCGGGAGCGGGGGUACGGGCGCGGGCGGGAAGAAGAAGGAUGACGACGAUGAUGUCGACCCGGAGGUGAAGAAGCUACGGGCGGGCCUGGCAGGCGCCAUCAUCACGGAGAAACCAAACGUCAAGUGGGACGACGUCGCCGGGCUGGAGGCUGCAAAGGAGUCGCUGAAGGAGGCGGUCAUCCUGCCGAUCAAGUUCCCGCAUUUGUUCACAGGGAAGCGGACACCAUGGCGCGGUAUUCUUCUGUACGGACCUCCUGGAACGGGAAAGUCAUACCUGGCGAAGGCAGUGGCGACGGAGGCGAAGGGCACGUUCUUCAGUGUCAGCUCGAGUGACCUUGUCAGUAAAUGGCAAGGUGACUCCGAACGAUUGGUCCGGCAACUCUUCGAGAUGGCGCGGGAGAACAAACCUGCCAUCAUUUUCAUAGACGAGGUCGACUCGCUGGCGGGUUCACGAAAUGAGCAGGAGUCCGAGGGCUCAAGGCGGAUCAAGACGGAGUUCCUGGUGCAGAUGAACGGUGUCGGACAUGACGAUACGGGUGUGUUGGUUCUUGGUGCGACCAAUAUCCCAUGGCAACUCGAUAACGCCAUCAAGCGACGGUUCGAGAAGCGCAUCUACAUCCCACUGCCAGGUGUCGAGGCGAGGAGACGAAUGUUCCAGCUACAUGUGGGAGAUACUCCAUGCGAGCUCUCGGCGAAGGACUAUCGACUCCUCGCAGAGAAAACCGAGGGGUACUCUGGUUCCGAUAUAUCCGUCGUCGUUCGCGACGCCCUCAUGCAACCUGUCCGCAAAGUCCUCUCUGCCACUCACUUCAAGCAAGCGCCUUCGCCGACUGACCCGGAUGUCAUCAAAUGGACACCGUGCUCUCCGGGCGAUCCUGAAGCAGUAGAGAAGUCGUGGUCCGAUAUCGAAAGCGAAGAGCUACUAGAGCCGCCGCUGAAAAUAGCAGACUUCUUGAAGUCGCUGGAUAACGUCCGACAAACGGUGACGGCCGACGAUAUCAGGAAGCAUGAUCAAUGGACCAUGGAGUCUGGCAACGAGGGCGCAUAGCGAGAGUCCGGCUUUGGGGUUAUCACAGGUCACAUCUAUCUUUACGCGUUGAGAUGAAAGCAUGCAGUGCAGAGCUAUGUAACAAUAUUGUAAGUUUGCCGCACACAGGACACGGACGAUGACCGUAAUCGAGUGGUUUACCGCUACAAAUUGUACUUCAUUACUAGGGUACUUAUAGGCAGUAAUCUUCCAGGAUGAUAAGCGGUACAUUCGAUCGGCGAUCGCACGUUCUGUCACUUGCAUUGUGCGAGCAACAUAGGCCCGGUGAUGUAUCUUCCGCACGUAUUACAAGGUGGUGUCCCUGAGGUUCUUCACG